Molecule: messenger RNA, 4145 nt
Organism: Mobula hypostoma (lesser devil ray)
Lineage: Eukaryota; Metazoa; Chordata; Chondrichthyes; Myliobatiformes; Myliobatidae
Product: low density lipoprotein receptor adapter protein 1
Exons: 9
Coding region: 204-1133 (309 amino acids)
Source: RefSeq, a predicted model, not a curated record
UCGGGUCGGGCCGAGUCAGGCCGAGUGAAGCUGAACUGAGUCGUGCCGAAGGGAUCGGAGUUAAUGCGACCGCGCCCCUGCAUUGCUGCCCUCGCUCGGCUGAGAGCGGCGGCUGCCGCCUGUCAGUCACUCACUCAGGGACACCGAGCCGGGCACGCCGCUCCAGACUCUGCUUACCCCAAACUACUUUGCUCUCGCCAACCAUGGACGCGUUAAAAUCGGCUGGCAGAGCGCUGAUCCGGAGCCCCAGUAUUAGCCGGCACAGCUGGGGCUUGGCCAGGCACCACAAGUUGUCAGAAAACUGGACUGACACAAAAGAAACUCUACAAGAAGGGAUGGCUUUUCACCUUAAAUACCUCGGUGUGACGGCAGUGGACCAGCCAAAGGGGGAAGGGAUGGCGGCUGCAGCCAUUAGGCGGAUAAUUACUGUGGCAAAGGCAAGUGGAAAGAAAUUCCUCAAAGUUACCCUGACUGUUUCGCCUAGAGGUAUAAUGUUGGAAGACACAAUAACCAAUGAACUCAUAGAGAAUGUCUCCAUCUACAGAAUAUCGUACUGCACUGCAGACAAGACUCAGGACAAGGUAUUUGCAUAUAUUGCUCGGAGCCAGCUAAAUGGGACAUUGGAAUGUCACGCAUUUCUGUGUCCGAAGAAAAAAAUUGCACAAGCUGUGACCUUAACAGUUGCUCAGGCCUUCAGAGUUGCGUUUGACCUUUGGGAAAUAGCACAAGAGGAAAAAUGUAAAAAGACUCGUGAACUAUGUAACAGUUCUGAACACACAGCCCUCAAUGGAGCUACACGAUAUGUAGAGCCAGAUGCAACCGCAGCAAAGGAUCAUACAGUAAACCAAGUCCAGAAUCCAUUUAUUUCACAAGCCGAAAUUCAUUUCGAUAUCACAAGGCAAAGCAGUCCAUCCUGUGGAUCUCCUUCACACGCACUCUCUUGGGAAGAGGACGACGGUCUUGAUGAUGCCUUUUCAAGACUUGCUGAAUCGCGAACGAACAAACAGUGCACAAAUAUCUCAGACUUUCAGGAUUCUCAGGUAAAGGAGAUGCACCUGUCAGCCAUGGACACGAGCAAAGUGUACUCGUCCCUUACGGACUCAAACACAGGAGACUCAUCACCAUGCCUCUAAGUUCAAGCAGAGCUGCCAAUCUCUCAUCGACUUGGAUGCCUUUCUAAUCACAGUAAAUUGGGCUUGGUUUUUGAAUGUACUGAGGGAAGAGCUGGAGGGAAAUAUACUGCUUCAGUGUGCUGGAAAUAAACAGCUUUUCCUAAUUCAUUUUGAGGCCUUAAUAAUAGCUAAACAGAUUUUUUUUUAAUUGUGGUUACCUUUGAGCCUAUAUUUACAUGCAGCAAUUGCAUACACUUCUUUGAAAACCAUGUCUUGAUUGUGAUAAACUACUGAAAAAGAUAAAGUGGACAAGAGCAGCAUUUUAAUCUACAAACAAUUUUUUUUUCAUCUCUGUAUCUGACCGAGUGCAUUAAGACCAGACUGUAUUGCACGUGGUCAAACUCAAAGUGGAAGCCUCCAAACAGGAUUCCUACUUACUGUGACAAGUCAGCAAUUUCACAGGUGGUAGUCAAAAAAGUGUAGCUUUAGUGCUUACAAGCUGCUAAAUGCCAUUGGGGGUAGGCCUGAGGGGAGCAGGGCGAGAGCCUGAAGGAAAGCCAAAUUUUUUUCCCUUGAUUUUUUUUCCCUCUUUGAUGUGCUGCUGCUGUUAGUUGUGAGAGAUUUCUUGUUUUAAAAAUUUAUCUUCUGCAUGCCUUCCAUUUUUAAGCCCUGGAUACAAGGAUGGAAGACUCAUUCAGAUACAAAUUGGAUAUAUUUAUGACAUCUGGCAAAUAAAUUAGAGUGCUUGGGAGAAAGACGGUGACUUCACGUUUAUUUCCCAAAGCUUUGCACCAUUGAGUUUUAUUUUGUGCCUCUUCUGAGUCAGUUGUAGAUGUAACAGAAAGCUUUAAUCACUCAACACUUCCGUUAGAUCCCAGUGCAGGUGGACAUAUGAUUCUAGUAAACAUGAAUUUAUUGGGCUGGUAAUUAUUGUACAAUUACUCACAUGACUGGAAUGGAAACUGCUAAUUUUAUGGUAGGUUGUUUACCUCUAAUAUCAUUGACAAUUCACCUACCACCUCCUAUUGUACUGAAAUAACAGCCAGUAUGAUGCACUCUUACACAAAAAUACAUGCAGGAAUCAGCACUAACAACCCUCUACAAAAAGCUAGCUAUAAAAGUGUCCACUACUGUUUCACCUACUGCUAUACAAACUGAAUUAUCAAUCUACAAGUUCAAUACGAUUCUGGCUGCAGAUUGAUGGUUAAUAUUUCAGAACAACUGAAAUAAUUGUAGUAGAUUUUGUUAAAGAUGAAUGUAGCUUUGAGUCUGUAAACAAGUAUUUCUGUUUGAUUUUUCUUUUGAAUGAUGUAUUUUCCAGACUCUGUAUAUUUCUCAAGCUUCUGCCUUUUGUAUCAUAUUGAUGGUUAAAAAAUGGUUACAGAAAAUUGUGUUAAGUUUGUGCCUGUUGGACUUAAUCAUUGGAGAAUGAUGUAUACAUUGUACUAUGAUGUGCAUCUGUGGAAAAAGUGAAUUGUUAUAAAUAUGCUGGUAAAAGGAGGAUCCAUCAUGGAGACCCAUGUGGUCUUUAAAGCAUAAAUUUUACCACAUUUUACAAAUGGUUUUCACAGUACAGCAUGCCCUCAAAUCCAUUUGUGAAAUAUUGUGAUCACUCGUGCAAUGCCACAAUAUAAUGUUAUUGAAAUAUUAUAGUUUGCAAAUAAAUAAUGAGGUUAUUUUUGCAUGUAAGCAUCAUUCAAAACUACUUCGAUUUUGAUAGCUUUCUAAACUGCAAUAUCUUAACAAUAAAAAUAUUUUUGACAUAUUCAAGUCUGAUACAGUACUAAAAAUAUUCAGAGCGAUUCUGGGUCACAAAAGGACUCAUCCUUGAUCAUUAUAAAGAUUUAAAUCUCUAGAUUUCAAAUAUCCAAAGAUGUACCAAGCUUCACCUGGAUAUAUGAUACAUUAUUCCAGAUAAUAGCACUUGUGAUUCUCUUUGAAUUACAACUACUGUACAUGUUAAGCUUCUACUUUUUAAACAGGAAGUGCUGCAGAUUUUUAACCAGCAACAAUUUUGAUCCAAGAAUGUUAUAUUCCAAUUAAUGUUGCAGCAACAAAUCAACAGAAGUGCAUUGCCAUGUCAUUUUGUUAAACUCAUUUUGUUGUACUAUAGUUGACUAUAUUAGUAUGAAUAUUUUGAUGCAUAUUUACUGUAUUUGAUAUUAUGUGGUGGAUUUUGCCUGGCCUUGGCACUGUGGGUUUUGGUGCUUUGUACUGGUGCAUUGAGAACACUGGCAGCAGUGACUUUUGACUGAAGAAUAACUGAAUGUGGAUUGUGCAAAAUACUGGACAUACUUUAAUUUAAAUGAAAUAACUAAUUUAUUCCAUUGUUAUGGAUAUUACUGACAAAAUAUGAUAUAAUUUAUAUUGCCAUCUCGUGCUGUGACAGAAUUCCUAAUUUCCAGGUUAAAUAGCGCCGAUUGGAUUAUUUCGGGUUCCAUUUAAAGGAAAAAUAAAUUUUAACAUUAGGUUUAUGUUUGUAGAUUUACAUUAACCAAGUCAAGAAGCUAUUCUAUGAAAUAAUUGAAUUGAGGUAGAAAUUAAGACCAUGUUAAUUUUAGUAUGAGAAUGUUUGCAGUUGGUUAUUGCUAUGCAAACUGAAUGCUUUAUUUCUGAGUGUAGUCUAUGUAAACACUCUGUGCUAAUGCAUUUAAUUUGUACUACAUCGCAAUUCUUUCUCCCACAAUAUAGCACUGACAUUUAUUCCAAAUAUCAAAUGCAGCUUUAAUACUACAAAAUUUAUGCAAGCCUACUCUCACUCUCAAAUUCCAACUGAGUGAGUGAACACAAAUAGGCAAAAAUUAUGACCAAUGCAAAGCUUGGUCACCAUAGUAAAUCUCUUGUCUGUGAACACCAAUGAUGUAGUAUAAAUGGCAGCAUUGCACAAACUAAAAAUUUUAGCUUCCAAUAUAAUUCACAAUUUGAUAGUAUUCUAAUGACUGUACAAUUACAGAUUUUUUGGAUAAAAUAUAUUAUACUUGUGAUAAAUUUAUUGGUUGUCAUUUUUAUUAAUGAACAUGUAAUAAAAAUCUU